AUGGAGCGCACGAAAAAAUCCGGUUGGGAAUACGAAAAAAUGCGCCUCGUCAAAGAGGCCGCAUUAAAAAAAAAUAAAAAGGUGAAUGCUUUCUUUUCUGAAAAUAAGAAAGAGCUUACAGAAAAUGGAACAACUGACAAUGAAUUGGCCACAAGUUGUUCGAUUCCUGAUACCAUUGCCAUUUUACCGCUGAUGAAAAAUCCUGAUCUGACAUGUGCCAAACCUUUAGGUAUGCAACCUGACAUAUUAAUGGAUAUAGAAAAUCCUAAAAGUUCUAAUGCAAACUCAGAGCCAGUAGCGAAACGUAUAAAAUUGGGUGCAUCGAUUAGCGGAAGCGCGGACUGCGUGCCAGGCGAUGUAGGAGCUAUUCACGAUGUGAUAUUUUCUGACCCUUCGAAGUGGCCAUUCAUCACUGAUCGCAAAAUUCGACAGUUAAUUGUUGAAAAAGGCCCUGUACAAAUCGAAGAUUUUGAUUUUCCCGUCGAGAACGGACAGUGGCCCACGAACGGUUCCUCUGAUUGGAAGCACAUAUCGCGAGAUCUUGCAUCCCACGAAAAAUCCGUGAAACAUUUUACGGCGUUUAAAAAUUGGAGAGAAUUCCACCAUCGAUUACGAACCGAAAAUACAGUAGAUAGAGAACAUGAGCGCGUAUUGAAUCGAGAAAUCGAGCACUGGCGUAAUGUUCUGCAGCGUAUAAUCAGUAUCAUACAAUAUCUAGCCACACAAUCUCUCGCACUGCGCGACUGCACGCCCGACAAAAGUCGUAUUGAACAGAUGUCCAUCAUCAUCAGAUUCGUAUCAUAUGAUGAGAAGGCUAAAAAAUUCGAAAUAAGAAAACAUUUUCUUGGAUUUCUCCCUAUUACUGACACCACGGGUAAAGGAUUGACAGAGGUUAUUCUUGAUGAGCUACAGAAUUUGGGUAUUGCCUUUUCUGAUAUGCGUGGUCAAGGCUAUGACAACGGGGCGAACAUGAAGGGCAAACAUUCUGGGGUGCAAAAUAGGAUUCUGUGGGACGUGCUUAAAAAACAUAUCCCAUCUCUGACUUUGAAAGCUGUCAGUGAUACGCGUUGGGAAAGUAGGGUUGAUGCCAUCAAACCCAUGCGCUACCAGCUUGGGGAGAUCUACGAUGCACUUGUCGAAAUCUCGCUCGAUGAAAAAAAUAAUAAUGCAUUGAAAUAUGAGGCUAAGUGCUUAGCCCAAUCGAUCGCGAAUUUUAAAUUCAUUUGUUGCGUGAUCAUUUGGUUCGAUAUUCCAAACAAAGUUAAUGUCGCGUCAAAAUUAUUACAAAAUCCUGCUUUGAAUAUAGUUGAAUGCUGUAGCAUCUUAGACAAAACUAUCGAUUUUCUGAAGCAGUAUAGAUCUGAAGAAAGCUUUUCUAGAAUAUUGCACGAAGCGAGAGACUUAGCAUCUGAAGUAGAGAUAGAGACAGUAUUCCCCCCUGGAAACACGGUUCGCGUUCGGGGUAAAAAACGUAAUUUCGAAUACGAAGCUCGGGAUGAAUUUGUGCACAAUCCGGAGAAACAAUUCCGAAUAGAAUUUCUUUACCAUGUUGUUGAUACGGCAGUGGUAUCGAUUGGAAAGAGAUUUCAACAACUACAGGUACACAGCAAUGAUUUCAAAUUCUCUUAUGAUAUUCAUGCUCCAAAGUCUUCAAUGAAAGAAGAAAUAAUGAAGAGCUGCGAGGAUUUACAGAUAACAUUAUCAGAUGGGGAUCACAUGGAUAUUGAUGGGAUUGAUCUGUGUGACGAACUCAUUAAUCUGGCUUUGAUCUUGCCUGGGAAUCAAUCCCCAAUUGAAGUUUUGAAUUACCUCGUGAAGAAUGAUCUUCUGUCGAUUGUAUCCAACGUUGUCAUCGCCUUGCGGACAUUAUUGAGUUUACCCGUUUCAGUGGCGUCACGAGAGCGGAGCUUCUCGAAAUUGAAAUUUUUUUUAAAUUAUCUGCGAUCGACAAUGAGCCAGGAACGCUUGGUCGGAUUAGCCACCAUAUCCAUUGAAAGCGAAUUAUGUGAUCUGAUUGACUAUCAGGAGCUUAUUGCAGACUUUGCAAAAGUGAAAGCAAGAAAAAUAAGUUUCGAGUAA
Molecule: messenger RNA, 2079 nt
Organism: Athalia rosae (coleseed sawfly)
Lineage: Eukaryota; Metazoa; Arthropoda; Insecta; Hymenoptera; Athaliidae
Product: zinc finger MYM-type protein 1-like
Exons: 4
Coding region: 1-2079 (692 amino acids)
Molecular function (GO): protein dimerization activity
Source: RefSeq, a predicted model, not a curated record